Molecule: messenger RNA, 1581 nt
Organism: Eimeria acervulina
Lineage: Eukaryota; Apicomplexa; Conoidasida; Eucoccidiorida; Eimeriidae
Exons: 4
Coding region: 1-1581 (526 amino acids)
Biological process (GO): protein K48-linked deubiquitination
Molecular function (GO): K48-linked deubiquitinase activity; cysteine-type deubiquitinase activity
Source: RefSeq, a predicted model, not a curated record
AUGGAUAGGCAGCAGCUGCAGCAGCAGCAGCAGCACCAACACGCGCUGCAGCAGCAGCAACAGCAGCAGCAGUCGGAGUUGGAUGCUGAUGAUGUAGAGCUGCAGCGCGCACUUGAGGCCUCUUUAAGGGAAUCUGCUGCUUCACCCAGUCCCCCCGCUAUAGCAGCAGCAGAAGCAGCAGCAGCUGCUGCUGAUGCUGCUGCUGCACCACGGCAGCUGUCUGCUGCAGAGUUUAUCGCGCUUCUUCCGGAAGAUGAUGACCUUACAGAUUUGCUGCAGCCUCCCCCUCCCCGCAGCAGCAGCAACAGCACGUUCCCUCUAAGCCGCGGCAGCAGCAGCAGCAGCAGCAGCAAGAAGCUCCCGGAGGACCGCUUUAGAGUGCCGCCUGAGUGGAUAGAAGAGGAAGAGAGACGGGGCUGCUGCUGCUGCUGCAGGGUGCCCCCCAGCUGUAGCAGCAGCAGCAGGAGCGCCGGAUCUGCAGGAGCAGCGGCAGCAGCAACAGCAACGCCUGAGGAGCCGCAGCAGCAGCAGCAGGAGCGGUGGAAGUGCUGCUCCUGUGUCGCAGCAAGUGAUAGUGAUGCAGCAGCAGCAGCAGCAGCAGAUGGGCUCACCGAAGAGGAGCAGCGCGCCAGCUUCGAGGCCUCAACAAUGCCGCUGCAGCAGCAGCAGCUGCGUGAGUUGCUGCUGCUGCUCUUUGGGGAAGGCAGCGGCAGAGAAAUAGAUAAAGAAGAUUUAGGGCGGUGGAUGGCGCACCCGAUUGCAUUUGCUGCUGACUGGCCGGAGGCCGCGCAUCUGCGCGGGGCAGCUUUAGGAGAAGGUGCUGCCGGUGGUGCAGCAGCAGCAGGAGCAGCAGGAGCAGCAGCUAGCUGCGAAGAGUGGGGCCUGGUUCAGGUACACGGAGGCCCCUGUGGGGUGCUUGCUGCGCUGCAGUGUCUUGUGCUACGUUCUUUGCUUUUCUCUCGCUUCCGGGCAGCAAAGAGGCUGCAGCAUGAGCAGCAGCAGCAGCAGCAGCAGCAAGAGCAGCAGCAGCAGCAGCUGCUGCUGCGGCUGCACCCGUGUUCGCUGCAGCGGCAGCAUGCGCUUGCAGAAGCAGUUGCUGCAGUAUUAUAUCAAUGUACUGAGGGUUCAGUAUACACUGUUGCUGCUCUCUCGCCUCCCCGGAGGCCCCCAGCAGCAGCAGCAGCAGGAACAUCAGCAGCAGCAGCAGCAGCAGCAGAAGUAGAUUCUCUUCAGGUGCAAGUGCGAGAGAUAGUGGGGAUCGCUCAGGUUAUGCGGUUUUACUUCGCCCAUCAAAAAGUGCUGCUAGCAGCACCAGGAGCAGCACUUAGUCUUCUCGCUUCCGUUGUACUCACUAGGGGGCCCAGCAAGGUUAGGAGGGAUAUGGAUCCUCCUUCUCGCGCUUUAGUUGGGGUGUAUGGGCACUGCGCCCAGGAGUCUUUAAAUUUGCUGCUGCAGGGAGCAGCAAGCAGCAAUGUCUGCGACGGGGCGACAAUGAUAGGAGAAGCUUGCUUAGGAGGAGCCUACAAACGGCCUCUGGUUGGCUUCCUCUCAGAGAUGGAAGUGCUCAGGUGCAAACCCUAA